AUGGGUGAGAAAAAGGAAGAAACAGCGACCAAACCAGAAGGAGAGAAGAAGCCGGUCGACGCCGCGGCUGCGAAAAAGGGAGAUGGUGGUAACACCAUUAUUAUGAAGCUUGAUAUGCAUUGCGAAGGUUGCGGGAAGAAAAUCAAACGACUCUUGAAGCAUUACAAAGGCGUCGAAGAUGUGAAUAUCGAUUAUAAGGCCAACAAACUGACGGUGAUCGGAAACGUAGAUCCAGCGGCAGUUCGAGAUAAAGUGGCCGAUAGAAUCAAGAGAAAGGUCGAACUCGUCUCUACAGCACCGCCGAAGAAAGAGGCUCCUCCUUCAGGCGGUGGAGGCGGUGAAAAUAAGCCGGCGGUUGAGAAACCUGCCGAGAAGAAGGCCGCCGAUGAGAAACCCAGCGAGAAAAAGAAGGAGGAAGGAGAGAAGAAAGCUCCUCCUGCCCCACCAAAAGAGAGUACGGUAGUUCUGAAGACGAAGUUACAUUGCGAAGGUUGCGAACACAAAAUCAAAAGAAUAGUCAAGAAAAUUAAGGGGGUUAAUUCAGUCGCCAUUGAUAGCGCCAAGGAUUUGGUGAUAGUGAAGGGGAUACUUGACGUGAAACAACUCACUCCGUAUCUCAACGAGAAGCUGAAACGCACCGUUGAAGUUGUUCCGGCGAAAAAAGAGGAGGGAGCCACCGUGGCAGCAGCAGCAGCGCCAGCGCCAGCCGGCGGCGAGAAGAAGGACAAAGGUGCUGGUGAAAAGAAGGAGAGUAAAGAUGUCGGAGAAAAGAAGGACGGUGGCGGUGAAAAGAAGAAAGAAGUUGCCGCAGCGGGAGGAGGAGAUGGUGGUGCUACGGUGGAUGUGAAGAAAUCGGAGUACAACGGUUACGGUUAUCCACCGCAGCCGAUGUAUUACUACCCACCAGGACAAGUGUACGGGCAACAGUACAUGAUGCAAGGUCAGUCAUCACAAUCGUACGUACAAGAACCGUAUACGAACCAAGGUUACGUACACGAGUCGUAUACGAAUCAAGGAUACGGCCAAGGCUAUGGACAAGAAGCACCACCACCACCACAUUAUAUGAACCACCAAGGCUAUGCAGAUCCUUAUGCUCAUAUGCGUGCGCCUGAGAUGUUUAGUGAUGAGAAUCCAAAUGGUUGUUCUGUUAUGUGA
Molecule: messenger RNA, 1155 nt
Organism: Thlaspi arvense
Lineage: Eukaryota; Viridiplantae; Streptophyta; Magnoliopsida; Brassicales; Brassicaceae
Source: the annotation of a GenBank genome assembly